ACCGCAAUACACGUCAUUUCCUGCUUCUGAAUCUGACGUGUCUUAAAACUGUUUUGCACCAGUGGUGGUUCCAACGCGUGGGGGGGGUUACUUUCUAUUUAAGUAUUUUGGUUACGUGGUGUCAAGAUGCUUGACUUUUUCACCAUCUUCAGCAAAGGGGGGAUAGUGCUGUGGUGCUUUCAGGGAACCGGUGUCACCGAGUCCUUCACCGGGCCCGUCAACGCCCUGAUCCGCUCCGUGAUCCUGCAGGAGCGGAGUGGAAAUAACUCGUUCACUCACGAAUCCCUGAAUCUUAAAUAUAAACUGGACAAUGAGUUUGAGUUAAUUUUUGUGGUGGGUUUUCAAAAGAUCCUGACGCUGACCUAUGUGGACAAGUUCAUAGAUGACAUCCAGCUGCAUUUCAGGGAUCUUUAUAAGAAUGAACUGGAGCAAAAGGGUGCGAUGAAGUUUCUUAACCACAGCUUUGAGUUUGGGGAUGACUUCCAAAUGCUUCUUCGAGAGGCAGAACAGGGCAGCAAAGCUCGGAGCCCAGCACCAAUGCGUUCCUUUAAGGAGUCUGAAAAAUCCCAAAAAACUGUGAAGUCAAUGAUAGAAACCAAGGGUGGGGACAAAGAAAAGGAACAGGGUAGCAAGAAGAGCAAGAACACCAAAAAGGAAGACCUUGUCAAAGCAGAUCAAGGAAAAGGCACAUCUGCCGCAAAACUGGUUGAGAACGGAAAUCACGGCCUUAGUCCUGAAGAGAUCAUGCAGAAGAAGCGAGAGGAGUUCUUUCGCAAGCGUACAGUGAGACCUGUUGAAAAAGUCAGUAAGUCUCCAAAGCCUCAGAAGCCCAAGGAGAAACAGAGGCGUGUUUGGGGCAUGGGUGGCAACAGUACCAAGGACCUGGACUACAGUGACAGAAACGGAGAGGGUUCCUCUAGUGGGUGUGACCAACACCAGGAUGCACCUAUUGAUCCUGGGAUGCAGCCAACCUCCAUGGUUGGAGAGUUGCCAUCUGUGGAAUGUGAUUCCAGUGACGAUGGCGAGGAGGAGGAGGAGGAGGAGGAGGAAGAGGAGGAGGAAGAAGAGGAAAGAGUUGUUGUCAAUACAGCACUCAAGACAAGUGCCAAGAAGAGCGGUGGCUUUGGAGGCAUGUUUGGCAUGCUGAAGGGCCUGGUGGGCUCCAAGAGUCUGAACCUGGAUGACAUGGAGCCUGUUUUAGAGAAGAUGAGGGAGCACCUCAUUGCAAAGAAUGUAGCAGCUGAAAUCGCCUCACAGCUUUGUGACUCUGUAGCCAAAAAAUUGGAAGGCAAAGUCAUGGGCACCUUCACCACUGUUGCCUCAACGGUAAAGCAGGCCCUGCAAGAUUCGCUGGUGCAGAUUCUGCAGCCCAAGCGAAGGGUGGAUAUUCUGCGAGACGUCAUGGAGGCGCAAAGUCAGAGGAGCCCUUUCGUCAUUACCUUCUGUGGCGUCAAUGGGGUUGGAAAGUCCACCAACCUGGCAAAGAUCUCAUUCUGGCUCAUUGAGAACGGUUUCACCGUGCUGAUCGCAGCCUGCGACACGUUCCGUGCCGGAGCGGUGGAGCAGCUGCGAACCCACCAGCGCCGCCUGAACUCUCUGCACCCUCCGGAGAAACACAAAGGGCGAACGAUGGUCCAGCUCUAUGAGAAGGGCUACGGCAAGGAUGCUGCUGGAAUUGCAAUGGAGGCUAUUGCUUAUGCUCGCAACCAGGCUUUCGACGUGGUGCUGGUGGACACCGCGGGGCGUAUGCAGGACAAUGCGCCCCUCAUGACAGCCCUGGCUAAACUCAUCGCCGUCAACAUGCCUGACCUCGUGCUGUUUGUCGGGGAGGCUUUGGUGGGCAACGAGGCAGUUGAUCAAUUGGUCAAGUUCAACCAGGCUCUGGCUGACCACUCUAUGUCUGACAAACCUCGCCUCAUCGACGGCAUCGUGCUCACCAAGUUUGACACCAUUGACGACAAGGUUGGCGCAGCAAUCUCUAUGACCUACAUCACGGGCCAGCCAAUAGUGUUUGUGGGCACUGGGCAGACGUACAACGACCUGCGCAGUCUGAAUGCCCGCGCUGUGGUCAGCGCUCUGAUGAAGGCUUAAAGGCGGCCGCACGCUUUUAUCUUUGUUGUUGGACAUCGCGUGGAAGCCAGCUAUCAUCUCGCCAUGCUGCCAAGAAAUGCUCAAGCCCCUACUAUAAGCCUGCAUUUGCCGUCCUGCUGUGCCGUUCUCUCUAUCAUGUCUCAUUUUCUGCUCUUGACACCAUUGUCCCACCUUGAGGGCGGUGUGAAAGGACGGCAUUGAAAACACACAACCAGAGAAGCCUCCCGUUUUCUUUGACACGUAAGGAUUUGGGCCAAAUUGACAAGUAGCUCAUUAUCCACUUGAGUUUUGAAUCGAUCCCAACUAAUGGACCUGUUUACACAAUAAGAACUAGUUAAACAACAUUUUGUCUUUUCUUCCCUACCUAAAUAAGGUCAUGUUGACAGCAGCUGCCUGUGCAACGUCUAGUGACCAUAGUGCCUAGUUGUCAUGGUUACGUCUUACAUCAAGGACACAUGGAACUUAAUCCUACUCAAGAGGAAAAGAUGGGACGGUUAACAGUCAUGAAUUGGAAUGAAAUGUACACUUCUACAUUGUCUUAAGUGAGCUAUACACCCUAACAGAUUUGACCUGGCCCACCCUGCAGUUUAAAAAAACAAUACAACCGCUUACUAACUUUUACUAGGAGCCCCAAAUCAUUUAACCCACGAAUGCAUAACAUUACUUGGAGUGCUGAAUAUUUAUUUUCCCAAUGAAUCUACUAUGGUUCCCGACAGGAAAGAGGUUCCCAAACUCUGCUUUAAUAACUAGUGUUUCUUUCCAGGCUAAUUAAUAGAAUGAAUCAGUGGAGACCCGGAAAUACUUUUGUAAUCGAGUAAUUGCUCUGACCCGAUUUUCCAAGAAUGGUUAUUUAUGUUAUCCCUAUGAGUUUCUUAAUUGAUUCAGGAGGAACUCAACCCAACCCCUCCCUUUAACUUGCAGUUAUGCAAUAUUAGGGAAUUUAAGAUUAUUUGAGCUAAUUUAUGAGAAUGUAAACAUUUCUAAAUAAAGCUGCUGUACGUGGCAUGCAUUUUGGAACUUC
Messenger RNA from Syngnathus acus (greater pipefish), 3112 nucleotides. It is a transcript of the gene srpra, whose product is annotated as SRP receptor subunit alpha. The record is from RefSeq and is a predicted model, not a curated record. Gene Ontology annotation, biological process: SRP-dependent cotranslational protein targeting to membrane. Gene Ontology annotation, cellular component: endoplasmic reticulum membrane; signal recognition particle receptor complex. Bases 127 to 2091 code for a protein of 654 amino acids. Gene Ontology annotation, molecular function: GTPase activity; GTP binding; ATP hydrolysis activity. The transcript is spliced from 15 exons. Lineage: Eukaryota; Metazoa; Chordata; Actinopteri; Syngnathiformes; Syngnathidae.